UAGUACAAAAAGAUGUGAAACAGAAACAUGUUCAAUCGAAACCUAGUAGUUAAGUACUGAGGCACAGUUCAUAUCAAAUCCUUCAAGUUCCCACCAGUAACAACUCAGAAGGAAAUGCGCAACAGGAAGAGUUUGAAAAGAGGCAAGUGAAAUAUACCACCAAAUAAGCCGGUAUUCAUGCAACAAUGUCUCACCCAUGAAUACUGGUAGAUAAAGCACUUCAGUGGUUCUUGUUUGCUGCUCUCUCUUAAUGGAUAAGUAUGGCAAGGUUGGAUCAACCACAUUUCCAGCUUCUCAAGCACGGAGACAUCGAACCAGCAUCUCAUUCAUAAUCGGAAACCUCGAGUUCAGAAUCCUAAGAAUCAUUUGGUUUCUUUACUGCUCCAUCCCCGUUACCACCUUUCAAAUUUCCUUUCCCCCCUGAUAUCUUAGCAGGUAAAGACAUCUUCUUCGUCAUCAACAAAGUUUCACUCUGCAUCAACUUCCGUCGCCUUUGACUUUCCUUAUCAAUAUUCAUAAGGUGAAUGUACCUAAACCUCAUACCCAUCAAAGGGUGCUUCACCACCAGGAAACCCUUUGAAUAAGCCUCCCUGAGCACAACCGUUUGCGUCCUAAUCUUAUGUGAGAGAUAGAAUAUACCGGGAUGAUGAACCAAAGCAUGCUUAAAUCUCCUUCCAAAUCCCAAAUACUCCCCCAAAAGAAGCAAAUUUUCACUCUCGGUUCUCUUGGACACUAACAACCACAGCAGCUCGUGUAACACUGCCACGGUCCACUUCUCAGCUUGAUCUCCAUUAGGGUUCAAAUGAAAAGCAUUUUCAUACGGAGAAACGUACGGCAAGAUUCUGCCAUUCAAAGACCCAAUCUUUCACCUUACUCACCAAAUCAAACCCCGUAGGAUAGCUCAACAAGAACCCAAUUCGAGCUCCUUUCUUGACAUUCCUCAAAUCCCCUAAAGCCAUUCUUCUUUCCAUCUCAGACACGGCCAAUUCAUUCUUCCACGAUACCAGCUCCAAACACAACAUUUCAUCACCACACUCCCCAUUUCUACCUUCGCCAACAACUUGGAAGUAAUCAGGGUAAUCAGACAAAAGCUGCGAAACGUAAUUAUGAGGUAAUCAGUACUCCCUCGUUUUCCCCCACGGCUGAUGUUUGCUGGUGGUUUACUAAGAACGGAAAUGAUAUUUAACGACUGUGAAGGUAAGUACGCAAGCCGUCUUAGCUCAGCCGGUAGAGCGCGUGGCUUUUAACCACGUGGUCGUGGGUUCGAUUCCCACAGACGGCGUAUCUAUUUUCUUGUUGGGCUAAUUUGGGUUUUGAGUUUUGCCGCGGUAGGUAAAUACCGGGCCGGGCUUAUAGAAAGCAAGGUCCCUACAUCUUGGGCCUGAUUGGACUUCAGCCCAUACCAAUUUUACAUGGCAGAGACGGGCAGAGAAUCUUUACAGAGUAUUCCAUUCCAUGCAUCUCUACUCUCUAGUCUCUACCUACCAACUUAACUUGCGAGACUGAUAAAUGACCUGGAAAACGACAUCGUUUUCAAUCUUUAAUCAGAACCGCCACCGCCAAAUUGCGCCAACCGCUGCUUUUUCUCCUCUGAACUCUCCGCCCUUUGUUGAAAAAAAAAUAAAAAUAAACGUCAUUUCAAUCCUCAAUUUCUUCACGCACUCAUUUUCCGAACUUCCAGACUGAACUCUCCGCCCCCUCUCCUCCGAGAAAUCCCGUCGCGUCUCCGCCAUGGAUGGUUGUACAGCAGCUUCCGAUUCUCCAUACGAGCUCCUCUUCCAAGCUCUUUCGCUAAUCCCUACCGCUCACUACGCGGCUCUCCUCCUAGCUCUCUGGCUCGUCUUCCUCUACGAUUUCCUGGAGAUUCAUCUCCUCCGCGAUUUGGCCACCGGAUUCCGGGGAGAUCCCGUCAAGCUGACGUACAAUGCUUCGUCGGAUCUCUACCGGGCCGUUGCUUCCAAAUGCCAGGUCCUCCGCGGCAGGUAUUUACCUACUCUAUGGUUGUGUAGUCCUCACAUUCAAACAGCAUUCCUGACUUUCUUUGGGAAUCCUCCUCGUUUCACUUACAAGAGGGUGAUGUUCUAUACAAGUGAUGGCGGAACAAUUGCUCUGGACUGGGUACUGCACUCUGAUGUCAAUGAGGAUGAUGGUGGUGGUUCCUACACGAGCCAUGCAGUCCCGCAGAAGGAUGACAAAGCUCCCAUUGUGAUUGUUAUUCCUGGUUUAACAAGCGAUUCUGUUGCUCCUUAUAUAAAGCACCUUGUUUUCAAGCUGGCAAAACAAGGUUGGAAUGUUGUUGUAAGCAAUCACCGUGGACUAGGAGGUGUUGAAAUAACUUCUGAUCGCUUCUACAAUGCGGGCUGGACAGAGGACUCUAGGAGAAUUAUCGACCACAUCCAUCAAGAGUAUCCAGAUACUCCCCUUUAUGUUGUUGGAACCAGUAUCGGUGCCAAUAUCCUGGUAAAGUAUCUAGGAGAGGAGACUGUUAAUGUUCCUAUAGUAGGUGCUGUAGCCGUUUGCAAUCCUUGGGAUCUUGCGAUAGGUGACAGGUUUAUCACCCGGAGAUUUGUGCAGAAGCUAUAUGAUAAGGCAUUAGCAUUUGGCCUUGUAGGUUAUGCCAAACUGCAUCAGACUAUCUUGUCUCGUCUUAUAGACUGGGAUGGACUUAAAAAGUCGCGUUCUGUUCGAGAUUUUGAUUACUACGCCACUUGCAUUCUUGCUAAAUUUGAGACCGUAGACACGUACUACAGGCGUUCUAGCUCUGUUAACUUUGUGGGAAAUGUAGCAGUACCUCUUCUGUGUAUCAAUGCCUUGGAUGACCCAGUUUGUACAAGGGAAUCUAUUCCAUGGGAUGAAUGCAGGAUGAACCCAAAUAUUGUCCUGGCUGCCACACAGCAUGGAGGACACCUGGCAUAUUUUGAAGGAAUAUCCGCCAGUACCAUGUGGUGGGUGCGAGCUGUUAGCGAAUUCCUCGAAGUGCUGCACUCUAGUCCGUUAAAGAACAGACCAAGAAAGGUGGGACCAUGUAGCACAACCACUCCAUUGGAGUCGAAAAUCGACCAGGGGCCUUAUGUCAACUUAAUGGAAGAUGGAACUGUAACUGCAGUCGGCGAUAUCCAGAGAGACAAGAUUGCAGCAGCACAACCAGACCAUACCGCCGAGGAGAAUAGAGAGACAAUCACCGAAGACGAAGAAGAAACAAGCAAAGAUGCAGCGACCAGUAAAGAGGAUCCUGCUGAAAGUAAACCGGAAGCUGCUGCAUCUGAUCAAAAGAAACUCAAUGAUCUGAUUGCUCCAAUGAAGCGACACAUAACUCAGCUCACGCGGCACAGCAGGACAUCCAUAUGGCUUCUUGCUUACAUCGCCAUCGUAACAACUUGGCCGGUGCUGGGUUCUGGCCUGUUUUUCUACCUCAAGAAAAAGUUGAGGAGCUUCCUGCUACCAGCUUUGCCUAGCAGAUAGAUGAAUAUAGUUCUUGGCUGUUGUAGGGUCUGUAAGGUUGAGGGGUUGCACCCCCUCCAUGUAAACUGCCCAAACAUUAGAAUUCAAGGGCGGCAAAGAAAAGUAGGAGAAAUAAGGCAUAAUGUUGUCAUCUCAUGUAUUUUAUACUUGUAAACUACAAAAUAGCUUAUGCCAUUUAUGUAUGCAUUGAAAAUGCUUUGUUUAUAAUUUGGAGUCAAAUGUCUGCAAAUUCAGUAAGGGUGAAUCAUAUAUAUUUUUCAUUUAGCCAAUAAAUGAAAAUAAAUGUCUCCAUUGUAAGAACAAGUGAAAGUGAUACUUGAUGGUUGUAAUAAGAGGUGCCCAAUUUUUCCUUGUUAAUUACAAGUUCACAUAAAACUUGUCAAUCUAGGUCAAAAAAUAGGUGAUCCUUGAUGGUGUCAGAAACUAGCAAGUUCAUAUAUGAGUGACGAUUUACAUGAAAAGAAAUGUAAAUAUGCAAAUGCAUCGACUCUUUCAAAUCAGCUUAUGUAAUUAAAUGAUUCGACAUGAUUCUUAUGUGAUAGAUAGUAACAAUUAUUAUUUUUGUGGAACGGGUAAAGAUCAAGUCCGCUAUUAAAAAAAUACAAUUUCAUGCUUCGGUAACCGAAGUGACUAGAGUAUCCUUUGUGCCUAUGAGGCACAAGAUUGUGUAGGUUGUAGGAAUUGAGUUAUGGUGGCCAACCAAUUAGAUAAAUGUUUGAAAAGAAAGGGAUGAUGAGAUUGACCAUCAAUACGAAUACAAAGAAAAACAGUUCGAGAUGCAUGCACAUUCUAUCUAAUAUGAUAAUUUUCACUAAUAAGUGGCGAGACUCUGCAACAGCAACGUAAGUUCUCUUAUUGCACGACAUGUUCAAUAGUCUUGUUGUAUCCGUUGUGAGCCUAUAUGCUCUUAACUUUAAUUGACAUAUAGUUGUCUUUAUUAGUGUUAGAGACUCUUCUUGGGUAAACAUAACAUAGAUGAGCUAGUUCCAUGCUAGCAUUAUCAAUUGCCGGCAUAACCUUAGGGUUAGGGGUUAGUACUUUAGUUUUUUUGUUGAAUGACCCCAUUUAUAUUUUGUAUUGAAUGUUGUAUCAUCGAUAUUUAUAGAUGAAUAAUUAUUAUAUGAAUGCACGAUGAAUGAAUUUAGAUUAUGCUUGAUGAUGAGUUAGAUUAUGAAUAUUUAACCGAUCAUAAUUUGAGUCAUAUAUAUUAUAAUUUAUAUACAACCCAUGGAAGUAGGGGUGGCUAUACGGUCCGGUGCGGUUAAAUUGGACCAAAUUGAUCCGGUCCCAGUCCGGUCUUUUCGGAAAUAAUAGAACCAAAGAUUGGAUUGUAUACAGUUCGGUCUUGAUCCGGUCCGGUCCCAAUUUUAUCUUGAUUUUAGGUGUUGGGGAUCUCUUAUCCGGUCUUUAUUCGGUUUUUUACCUCAAAUCUAAGCCCGAAUAUGAGAUUGCACUGUUUGCUAUCCGGUCCCAGUCCGAUCCCGGUCCGGGUUAUACGGUCCGGUUUCGGGUAAAACCAAACAGUCCGGGACCAAAUAGCCCGCCCUACAUGGAAGAUGGAUUAAGAAGUAUGACUGUACGAGAAGGACAGCCCGUCAGUAAAAGAUGGGUCCCGAG
Messenger RNA from Linum trigynum, 5079 nucleotides. Lineage: Eukaryota; Viridiplantae; Streptophyta; Magnoliopsida; Malpighiales; Linaceae. The record is from the annotation of a GenBank genome assembly.